Molecule: messenger RNA, 982 nt
Organism: Labrus bergylta (ballan wrasse)
Lineage: Eukaryota; Metazoa; Chordata; Actinopteri; Labriformes; Labridae
Gene: tagln
Product: transgelin
Biological process (GO): actin filament organization
Cellular component (GO): actin cytoskeleton
Molecular function (GO): actin filament binding
Source: RefSeq, a predicted model, not a curated record
UCAUCUGCUCCUUUUAAGCUGGCAUUUUUGGAGAGGGAGGUCCUCGCCUAGCAUAUACAAACACUAAGUCAAGCAUCCUCAGUCGAUCCCACACGCUCAAGUAGUAGCCAGCAGAGAACUGACCUUUUCCUUUACACAGAACAGGAAGCUGAAGUGACCUGACAUCGACAUGGCAACAAAGGGAGUCGGCAUGGCUAACAAAGGUCCAUCCUAUGGCAUGAGCCGGCAGGUUCAGGAUAAGAUCGACAGUAAGUACGACCCCGAGCUGGAGCUGAUCCUGGUGGAGUGGAUCAGCCGUCAGUGUGGCUCCGGUGUUGGGAAGCCAGAGACGGGCAAAAUGGGAUUCCAGUCUUGGCUGAAAGACGGCUGUGUUCUGAGCGAGCUGAUAAACAGUCUGUACACUGCAGACAAACCUGUGAAGAAGAUUCAAAGCUCAACCAUGGCCUUCAAACAGAUGGAGCAGAUCUCACAGUUCCUCAAUGCUGCAGAGAAGUAUGGCGUCACCAAGACUGACAUGUUCCAGACAGUGGACCUUUGGGAAGGUAAGGACCUUGCGGCGGUGCAGAGGACCCUGUCAGCUCUGGGUAGCUUGGCCGUGACUAAGGAUGAAGGCACAUAUAAUGGAGACCCCAACUGGUUCUUCAAAAAAGCGCAGGAGAACAAGCGAGACUUCAGCGAUGACCAACUGAAAGCAGGCAAAAAUGUGAUUGGCCUACAGAUGGGGACCAAUAGGGGAGCCAGUCAGGAGGGCAUGAGUUAUGGAAGACCCCGACAGAUCCUGUAAACCACUGUGCAACACUUACCAGAAAAAAAAACCCUUCCACCCCUCACACCUUGUUAGAGCCUGUAAGCUUCAAACUGGUUUUCUUAACUCCCCUUUUAUCAGAAAACCUUCCCUGCAUUAGAGUUUAGUUACUUUUUACAAGUGCCCCCUACCUCCUGACACUGACCCUCUUCAUUUCAUGUAGACGCUUGCACUAGU